GACACAAGUGAGUGUUGUAUUUUUCUUGAUUUAGUUUUGGUGUGUUUGGUUUGACUUUUGAUGUGUACGUAUUUUUCUGUGUUUUUCGUGUUUCUUUGCGAGUGAAACUAACCAUUGUCAAUAAAGAGCAGGUAUGGCGGCUCCUGGUGCAAGUACAGGGCAAGAGCAGCAGAAUCGCUUGAAGAUCUUAGAAGAUCUACAGCAGCAGAAGAAGAGACUACAGAUGCAGACAAAUAGCACCACACCUGGGGCUCCACUGCCAGCAACACAGGCAAGACCUAAGGAUGGAAUAUUGAGUGGAACGAACAGGGGGCCUACUGAAACCAGAAAUCUAGAUGCAAGACAAAGACAAGCUUUACAGCAUGCAAAUUCCAAUUCCUCUGCUUUCUUCAUCACCCAAGACUCGUCAUUUGGAAACCUCAUCCUACCAGUCAUCCCAAGACUUCCAGCAGAAUGAAGCCCUCCUCAAAAAGACUUAAAGAAACCUGCAUGUCUUAUCUACAUGUUAGCCAGAAUAAAGAUCAAAUGCUGGCCGGACUUAUAAAUGAUGAACUUCAUUAUGUUCCAGUAAAAGUGAGACUUGCAUUUUUCUCCGGACUUAGUAUGCAGCUACUUGGAAAAUGGUUCCAAAUCUUUCAAAAUCAUAUUGCGGAAAUUGUUUGACUUUGUAGGAUUUAACUGCAAGCCAAACUGUUGAAAAAGGCUCAUCAAGCUUACACAAGUUGAGUUUCCAUAGAGGACUUUGGAGGUUAAUGAUAUUAAGCAAAAGAUAAAGUGACUGUGCCGAGACAUCUUUGCAAGUGUUUCUGGUAAUAUAGUAAGAUUCGUCAACAACGGUCUCCUCGAUUUUGUCAUAAGGGAAAGAAGACUACAGCAAGCCUGUCAAAACUUAAGACAAAAUAAAACAGUUCUUUCGAGACCCAACACUUAUUCCAAAGAGAGACUUUUCCACACGGUACAAGUGCACAUACACACAAUCAUUGCGUCACUCAUCUGCUUACAAGACCUGCCAGCAAAUUUAAAGUGCCUUUUGCUUUGCUGUGGUAAGCACAACUACUGCCAGUAGCCGCUCAUUAGAAAAUGUCUACUUACAGGGCUUAUGAAACUAGCCCCAGACUGACCUCGGAGGUACCGAUCUCAUCAAAAUUAAAAAUGCUGACGGAUUUUGAUGGAUUGAGUAAAGGUUGUGUUAAGAGUUCAAUAAAAGAACAAAAUCAACUCAA
Molecule: messenger RNA, 1223 nt
Organism: Asterias rubens (European starfish)
Lineage: Eukaryota; Metazoa; Echinodermata; Asteroidea; Forcipulatida; Asteriidae
Product: SOSS complex subunit C-like
Exons: 5
Coding region: 134-457 (107 amino acids)
Biological process (GO): DNA repair
Cellular component (GO): nucleus; SOSS complex; nucleoplasm
Source: RefSeq, a predicted model, not a curated record